Molecule: messenger RNA, 1052 nt
Organism: Notothenia coriiceps (black rockcod)
Lineage: Eukaryota; Metazoa; Chordata; Actinopteri; Perciformes; Nototheniidae
Product: proton pump-interactor 1-like
Exons: 4
Source: RefSeq, a predicted model, not a curated record
ACGUGUUUCUCUUUCUCUUUCUCAGGAUGCUGAAGUUCUACCUGAAAACGUUGUGAUGCUCAAAUGUGUUCCUAGAUCCCUAUCUUACACAGAUAUCAAGGAUGCUGUGGAGCAAUUUGGAAAAACAAAGUCAAUUGUAAUGUUUCGAUCCACAUGUGAGGUAGUGGUGCGUUUCGAGAAAGCAGCAGACCCGAAAUUAAGGAUCCUUGAGGACUUUGUGGUGAAAGGAAAUAGGCUCGUAAUUGGCAGUGAAAAGGAGCACAGGAUUCCUCGUCAGAAAAAACCUGCCACAUCCGAGUCCUCCAGACCUCAAACUACAGCUAACACCAAGCCUCUUCAGAAAGACCUUAAAAAAUCUCCUGGAGCUGCAACAGGAAAGCCUACCAACCAGAAAAGUGCAGCUAAAGGCCUAAUGGGUGCCACUAAAGCCAAAGUCUUGGUUUCCAAAGUGAAAAACGUCUCUACCAAGCAGAUAACUAAAACUGGAAAGGUUCCUGCGAAGGGAGCUGUGAAAAAGACUGUGGUGAAGAAAAAACCUUCCACAGCUCCAGAAAAAGAGCCUGAUGUCGGAAAACCAUCUGAAACCACAGUUCAAGAAGCUGUGCCGAAAGACACACCUACUAUUGUUGUUGAGGAUGAUGAUGAUGAAGAUGUGAUCCUUAUUGAACCCCAGGAAGAACGUGACAAAGCUAAAGAUGCAGGAGAUGCUAAACCAAUGGAGGUUGAGGGAUUGGGAGUUAAAGUGGAAGAACUUAUGGAUGUUGAAAGUUGUUCCCAUGAAGAAACUACUACAGAGGCUGUUCCAGAAAACUCAGCAGACAAAUGCAGUGAGAGUGAACCAGCAGAGGGGACCCAGCCGAUGGAAAGCUCUCUCAAAGCUUCACCAGAGGUCAAGCAGAGCACCGUCAAAGAGCCAGAGUCCACUGCUGAAGCAUCGGAGACCAACACCGAGGCUUCAGAUGCUCAACAGGAAACUGCAGGAAGCUCCACCGAAGCACCUGUGGAUUCACAUCUUCCAGAAGUAGAGGUGGAGACGAAAGCAAUUCAGAAAG